CCAGGCGGCUGUGCAGCGGGUAUGCAAGCCAAUGGACGCCGAGGUCCGAGCCCCGGCUGCUACCUAGCGCAUCCGCUCGCAGCCAGGAGUGCUGGGCGUGGUGGGCACUCUGCAGCAUGUCACUGCAUGCCUGGGAGUGGAAGAAUGAAGACAGGGUGAGCAUGGGGACCAUGCCCUCCAUAAGCGGCUUUUCCCAGUCCAUGAGCGAGUGUGAUGUGGAGUACCUGAAUGCUAGGGCUCAGGCCCCGGAGUCAGAUUCUGAGCACCAGUGCAGCAGCAUUGAGUCCUCAGAUGGGCCUGCCAGCAUUUUUAACUCCGACAUGCCCCAGGUCGUCCCCUGCAAAUUCAUCAUCUCAUUGGCCUUCCCAAUGAAUAUUGGUCACAAAGGAAAAUGUACAAGUUUGAUAGAAAAAUACAGAAAAAACCCUAAAAUGGACAAGCCUGUUGCAAAGGUUCGCCAUUUCUACCACAUUGAGUAUUUUCUGCUGCCAGAUGAUGCAGAGCCUAAAAAAGUAGAUAUGGUGCUAUUUCCAGCAGUGGUCAAAGUGUUCCUGGAUUCAGGAGUAAAGACCGUGAGGCCGUGGCAUGAAGGGGACAAAGUUUGGGUGUCAUGGACCCAAAUUUUUAACAUCAACAUGACAAAGGAAUUACUAAAGAAAAUAAAUUUUCACAAAAUAACUUUGAGGCUCUGGGACACUAAGGAUAAGGUUUCAAGAAAUGUCAGGUAUUAUCGAUUAAAGACUUCUGGAUAUUCGGAAGAUGCAGGAUCUUCGGAAGAAGUAAGACAUUUGGUUUUAAAUCAGAAAAGAUUGUCUGAACAAGGCAUUCAUGUCAAAGAGGACUGGGACCAGAAGUAUGCACCAGGAAAACCAGAAAAAGCAGGAAAACACUUAAAGUCUUUACAUGCAGAGCCUGAAACUCUUUCCAAGAACACCGAGGAAUAUGAAAAGCUACUCAGAAUGGAAGAUCUUGCUACAGUUGGAUGGAGUAUGUUAAGACUACCAACUAUUUCUUUGGGAGGGGCAACUGUGAUGGAGAUGAAGAAAUUAAUUGAGAGGCCAUCAUUUAGAAGCUUAACAAGCAUAUUAGAAAAGCAAAAAUUUCAAAUUAAACAGAAAGAAUCAGAGAAGAAAAAAAAAAGCCAGAAGAGAAGGAAGAAAUCUCGAGCAGAAGAAGACACUGACCCCAAGCUGGCAGGCCACUGGAAGCAGGGCUCCUUCUCCAUCCAGCUGGCAGUAAUGCCACUCCUUGCAGGAUGGCAAACUGUUGUCAGUCGUGGCAGUGGGAGGUCUGCCAACAUUUUAGAUUGUUUUUUGACUUUAAAGACAGAAGUUCCUAUCAUGACCGAGGAGCAAAAGCAGGACUUAAACCCCCUGACCAUAAGGAUCAAGUGUGUUUCCUGUCUUCCAUCACAGCCUGUGCCCGUCCAUGAACUAGAGAGGCUGUGUACUCCCGUGUACUGCAGUUACCAGUUCCAUAAGACUCCAGUUCACCAGACUGAGGGGAAGCCUCAUGGAAGCCAUGUCUCCUUCCAGGACAUUCAUGUCAUCUUGCUUGGAGCAAUUCACCCCAGUGACCUGAGGGAAUACCUGGAGGGCCCUCCCAUGGUAGUGGAAGUUCAUGAUCGGGACCGCAAGUCAGAGGAGUAUUCCCAGAAGCCCAUCCUGUUUGGGGAGGACCCUCUGGAUUCAUAUCUCAACUUCCAGGCCCUCAUCUCUCCCAAAAAGACAGAGAACAACCCCUUUGAAUCCCAAAACAAGAUGUGGGACCCUUAUGGGGUCGCCCAGGUCAGUUUUGCUGACCUCCUGCUCGGCCACAAGAAUUUGAACCUGGUUGUCCCCAUCCACAGCUGUGAGCCCAAGUGCAUACAACAAGGCCAGAACAGCAGGAGCAGGAAGGUUGUAGGGUUUCAGGUCUCUACAGAUGGCCUUCAUCAUGGCCCAAUGCCCAUGGGUAACUACCUAGAGGCCAACUCCUUGCUCAAGUUGCGAGUGGACAUUGCAGUGCCACUGCAAACCAGGGCAGAAACCCCUGAUCCAGGCCUCACAAGGACCCAGUUUGGCCGCAUCAUUUUUGUAUUUGACUCCAGGAAGAUCUGCCUUCUAUACAGUCUGCUUCAGGAUAUCACCACAAUUAAUGCCAAGGCCCUUGGUCUGGACUCCUACCCUAACAAGAACAUCCAACAGAUCCUGUCAGCCUUUAAGAUGCGGGUGAAGAUCCAGGAAAGGCAGGACCUGGAUGUGCUCACCGGCUUCCAUCUGCUGGAUGGGAAGAUCCACCUCCUUAUUCUGGAAGGCUUGGCUGACCAAGGCUUGAAGCGGCUGUGGGAAAGCCACCAAAGCCG
Hipposideros armiger (great roundleaf bat) is the source of this 2344-nucleotide messenger RNA. RefSeq lists its product as uncharacterized. The record is from RefSeq and is a predicted model, not a curated record. The transcript has 10 exons. Lineage: Eukaryota; Metazoa; Chordata; Mammalia; Chiroptera; Hipposideridae. The annotation marks the transcript as partial.